Molecule: messenger RNA, 771 nt
Organism: Rhinocladiella mackenziei CBS 650.93
Lineage: Eukaryota; Fungi; Ascomycota; Eurotiomycetes; Chaetothyriales; Herpotrichiellaceae
Exons: 2
Coding region: 1-771 (256 amino acids)
Biological process (GO): peptidyl-lysine dimethylation
Molecular function (GO): protein-lysine N-methyltransferase activity
Source: RefSeq, a predicted model, not a curated record
AUGGACGAUGGUAGUGAUGAUGGUCAAGCCUCAGAGUCCCUGGACUUGUUCCAGGAGCCUCCAGAUUUCUACCAGCCGGACAAACCAGCAACCUUCACCAACUACACCUUGAAAAAUGGUCACACCGUCACUCUUCGCCUCGUUGGACAUAGUCCUCUUUGGGGCCAUUUGCUUUGGAACGCCGGGCAGGUCAUUUCUCAGUACUUAGAAGAUAACGCCAGACAGCUGGUGGAAGGGAAAGCAAUUCUGGAAUUAGGUGCUGGUGCUGGCCUCCCUGGUCUGGUUUCAGCCAUAUUAGGAGCCAGAAAAGUUGUCGUGACUGAUUAUCCAGAUCUUGAGUUGAUUGUGAACCUACGCUAUAACAUUCAGCACUGCGAUGCCAUCGAAAACAAGUCCGCCAUUGUCGCCGAAGGCUUUCUCUGGGGGAACUCUGCAGACUCCUUGAAGGCCCACAUUUCGCCAGCUGCCGGGUUUGAUCUCUUGAUUCUCGCUGACAUUCUCUUCAAUCAUUCGGAGCAUGCGAAACUUCUCUGCACCCUCCGAGAUUGUUUGAAGAAGACCAUGGACGCCGUAGCACUGGUGUUUUUCACACCCUAUCGACCUUGGUUGCUUGACAAAGAUCUGCAUUUCUUUGAGCUGGCACGUGCCGACGGAUUUGUGGUCAAUAAAAUCCUAGAGCGCACGAUGGAUAGGGUGAUGUUUGAAAAUGAUCGAGGGGAUGAAGAACUCCGGAAAACAGUCUUUGGGUAUGAAGUGAGGUGGCAGCCGUGA